GACGGGAACGCACUACAAAUCCCAGAUUCUACAGCUCUUGCUCGCCCUCUAGUGGGCGCUUUAUACACCGACAGCUGAAUACAAGAAGGUUUGUGCUGCUGGAAGGAUGCCCAGGCUGAAACUGGUCCUUAAGAAGACAUCAAAAAGCAAAGCCUUUGGCAAAUGGGUUAUCAGGGAUGUGCAGCCGGCUCUACAGGCUCCUGCUCACUUCAAAGAAGUUGCUGUCUAUUUCACGGAAUCGGAAUGGAUAUGUUUAGAAGAAGGACAGAAGGAGCUUUACAAAGAAGUGAUGCUGGAGAACUACCUGACAUUCAAUUCACUGGGUUAUCUGCACAAGAAACCAGACAUAAUAUCUAGAAUCGAGAGGGAUGAAGAUCCAUGUUUAUCAUAUAACAAGGAUAAGAGGAAAUCUUUCCACUUUGAUGGUGCCAGGUAUGGAACAGAUGAAUUGUGCACAUCCCUGUUUACACAAGAUGGUUUAGCUGUGGAAGGUCUAAGGCUUGAAGAAGACAAACAGGUGGAACAGAGAGACCCAUCUAAUGAGAGUGACCGAGUAAGUGUGACACGUCGAUAUAACCUCAGAGGCAAUGCAUCCAUGAAUUACUCUAGUUUCUAUGAUGAUGAGCCGCCGGAAACAAGAGCUCUUAAACCGCACAAGAAGCUACAAAUGAAAAGGAUAAGCAGCAUGACAAAUGAACAACUACAAAAGAAGGGCCGUAGGCUUUAUGGCUGUUCAGAAUGUGGGAAAACAUACACUCAGAAGUCCAACCUUGCUAAACACCAGAGAUUUCACACUGGUAUUGCCCUCUAUGUGUGUGCGCAGUGUGAAAAAUGCUUUACCCUCCGUUCCAGUCUAAUAAGGCACAAAAAAAUCCAUGUAGUGCACAAACCGUUUCACUGCUCCGACUGUGGGAAAAGGUUUACUGACAACUCGACAUUACUUAAACACCAGAGAAUCCACACCGGGGAGAAGCCUUUCAAAUGUUCUGAAUGCGGGAAAAGGUUUAGCAUCAGCACGUACCUUAUUGUGCACCAGAGAAUUCACACUGGGGAAAAGCCUUACGAGUGCAGCGACUGUGGCAAAAGCUUCACUCAGAGCGCACACCUUAUAACACAUCAGAGGACACACACGGGUGAGAAACCCUACGCUUGCAUCGAAUGUACGAAAUGCUUUACUUCCAGUUCCCAUCUUGUUACUCACCAAAGAAUACACACAGGAGAGAGGCCUUACUCGUGCUUGGAGUGUGGGAAGAACUUUAAGCACAGCACCCAUCUUGUACUGCACAGGAGAACACACACAGGAGAGAAGCCAUUUGCCUGUACUGAAUGCCAGCGGAGGUUUGCACAGAGGCCCCAGCUUUUGAAACACUUGCAGAAAGCUCAUUCGGAUGACUGGGACAUGUAAAUCACAGGGCAUUUCAUUGCUUCAGAUCAGAGGGGACAUGAUUUACUUUGAAUUGGGCCUUGAUAUAAGUCAAGCUUUUUUUGUGUUACCUUAGGGAGUAUAACUGGUCUCUAUUUUUGUCAGUCCUUUAAAAGUCAGUUGUUUUGGGUUUUUUUUUUUUUUGUAUAACAACAGUAUAUACCUGAGUCAGGUUAGUCUGAAACACUACUAAGGCAAGGCAGUAUGGUGUCCAUUUUAGGAAAUCUAUUUGCCAAAUUUAAGUGCAUCCUGCUCCCCUUUAAAGUCUCUGUGUUUUCUAAUUCAUGUGACAGUAUUCCGACUGAAAGAAAAAGAUCUCUACGCUAGCAGCAUUGCAU
This is a messenger RNA of Xenopus tropicalis (tropical clawed frog), 1761 nucleotides long. It is a transcript of the gene or5ar6, whose product is annotated as olfactory receptor family 5 subfamily AR member 6. NCBI's taxonomy places the organism in Eukaryota, Metazoa, Chordata, Amphibia, Anura, Pipidae. The coding region runs from base 107 to 1405 and encodes 432 amino acids. Gene Ontology annotation, biological process: regulation of DNA-templated transcription; signal transduction; G protein-coupled receptor signaling pathway. Gene Ontology annotation, cellular component: nucleus; plasma membrane; membrane. The transcript has 5 exons. The record is from RefSeq and is a predicted model, not a curated record. Gene Ontology annotation, molecular function: olfactory receptor activity; G protein-coupled receptor activity.